UUCAUCUUUGCAGAGUGAGCUGCUGUGAAUCUUGAGAGGAGACGUCUCCUGAAAGGAGACAAGAUGGCAUCCAACAACACCCUGCGCAGCUACUCCAUCAUACCAUGUUUCAUCUUCGUAGAGCUCGUCAUCAUGUCCGGUACGGUGUUGUUGGCCUACUACAUGGAGUGCACGGAUCUGUUCAGUGUCCACAUUCAAGGUUUCUUCUGUAACGAUGCUGAGCUGAUGAAGCCAUAUCCAGGAACAGAGGAGUCCAGCUUCAUCCCUCCUCUCAUCCUGUACUGCGUGGUGGCUGCUGCUCCCACUGCUGUGAUUUUCAUCGGCGAAGUGUCCAUGUAUGCAAUGAAAUCAACGAGGGAAGCUCUCCUGGCCCAGGAAAAAACCAUUGUGACAGGAGACUGUUGUUACCUCAACCCCCUUAUCCGCCGCAUCAUACGAUUCAUAGGUGUGUUUGCCUUUGGCCUGUUUGCCACAGACAUCUUUGUCAACGCAGGCCAGGUGGUGACUGGAGGUCUGUCGCCCUACUUCCUGUCUGUUUGCAAGCCUAACUACACAGGCACCGAGUGCCGCUUUAAUCACCAGUUUAUUGUCAAUGGCAACAUCUGCACUGGGCCCUCUGUUGUCGUGGAAAAUGCUCGCAGAUCCUUUCCCUCGAAGGAUGCUUCGCUGAGUGUUUACUCUGCUGUUUACCUGACGAUGUACAUCACCAGCACCAUCAAGACCAAGUCCAGCCGCCUGGCCAAGCCUGUGCUGUGUCUGGGCACGCUCUGUUCAGCUUUCCUCACGGGCCUCAACCGAGUCUCAGAGUACAGAAACCAUUGUUCAGACGUAGUGGCUGGUUUUAUACUUGGAUCAGCAGUUGCUCUGUUUCUGGGUAUAUGUGUUGUAAACAACUUCAAAGGCAUCCAUAGUGCAGCAGUUAAACAGAAAACUGAAGAGUACCGGGGUCUGCCUCUGAUGACUUUCCCCCGUGUAGAGAGCCCUCUUGAGACUCUCAGCGCACAGAUCCUGAACUUCCUGGAAUCCCACAGAGAGAGGGGUCUGAUUUUGAUCAACUGAAAGUGGUUCUAAGUAUUACUUAUAUAUUUUGCUGUAUGUGUUCUUUCUUUCUUUCUUUCUUUCUUUCUUUCUUUCUUGACGUUUCCUCUGUCUUUUAACAUAAAGCAAUGACACAUGUUGAGAACAUACAGGCAUGAACUUUGCACCACACCUUUGUCCUCCCCCAACUGCACAAAAAACACAGAGAACCUGACACAAAGCACUCCAGAAACUCUUUGACAAUGAUUUCCUCUACCUUUUUGUUUCCUUUACCUUUCCCCUUUCAUGCCUUCCUUUACAUUCUUCCUUAUCCCUCUCAAUCCUUGGACUACUUUUUCCCAUCCCUUCUUCCACAUCCAUUUUCAGAACCACUCGGCAUCGAUGACGGAGGUCACAUGACUAAGGGGGCAGCACCGGGUCACGUUUGCGUCUCCACAGCACUUCCAGACACAAUGACAAGGACGCAUGCCACGUGGCUCCGAAUGCUUAACAGAAAACACUCCUGAUAUAUCUGUUUAAUUCACUGGGGGGACAAAAUACACCAUGUUUCUGGUGGUUCUCAUUUAGUUGGGCUAUGCUCAGUUCAACCUGCCAAGGCACACAGAUUGCAAUAGUGCCAAAAUAUCCCAAGGCAAAUCUAAGCACAGAUUGUUUUUCCAGAUAUUUUCAACCAUUAAAAACAUGAGGCAUUUUUUUCCCUCCAAGGUGUGCUGUUUGUAGUUAGAGGAUGGUGUUUUGUACAUUUUGUAUGAGCGAGUGCUGUAGCCUAUCCUGAUGGUGUUAAACCUGCACACUUCCAGUCAGCGGACUCACUCUCUUUUCCAUCACAUCUUGUAAGGUGACUUGCCUCGUCGUUCACCACAUCUAUCCCCUCAGUCGAAAAAAAUCUGCUAUAGAAAAAUAUUGAUGUUGUUGUUCUGUGAUGUUUGUCAUUUGUACAGAAAAAGACAAAGUCCUUUUUAUUAUCUCUGUCUGUACAUUAAUUGACCAUGUCAGGUCAUAUUUUGUAAAGAUUUUUGUCAAUCUGUAAAACUAUUAUGAUCCAUUUGGACCUGUUUGCCUGCUGUAAACCUGGAUAUGUUUUGGUAUCAGUUUAGGUGUUUUGCGGAACAACCCCUCUCCCCUUUGGAGGAAGUGACAAGGAAGAGUCAGUGGCAUCCUCCGACUUAGAAACUGGGGUUUGGCACUUGCAGUGCCGUGUUAUCAGCCAGAAUGAAAAUGAAAGAUGAUUGGUUGAAAUUGUCAAUAUGAGUGUUUAUCACCCCAAUUUCUUGAUUCUCUGUGAUGUUAAUAGGAAUUUUUAUACAGAGUGGUCUGGUGGGGCUAGCCUGUGUCAGAUAUACCUUGAAGAUUUCACUGGUACAGCUUUACGGUUAAAUUUAAACUGCAAUCCCAAUGGAAAAAAAAUCCCUCCAAAAUACAUGGGAAAAGAAAAAAGGAAACUGAAAAGCUUUCUGGAGUGGAACUGAGAGACUUACUUAAGGCCUGGCUAGCCUUUUUAAUGGAAUUCAGGCAGUGACUCCUGCUUCACUAUUCCUCUCUGAGGCACCCCUCCCCCUUCCUGAACCACCAGUGGAUUGUGAUGCAAUGUUGUGACUCCAUUUCCCAUUGGAAGAUCCGCCCAGCAUGACAAGGAAAAAUGUUUUAUACAUACUCAUGAUUUGAAUUAUACUCAUUAUCCUUGUGAUUAUAAAUGUCUUUUACUUUAAAAACAAAAAAAGCAUUUCAUUUGAAAUGCGACAUAUAUUUUUUCUUGGUUUCUUCACAAAUUAAAUAGUAAGUAGCAAAUGUGCUCUCGUGUUUUUUUUCAUUAUGUGUCAAUUUCAGGUGAUACCUUUUCUUACUAUUUCUUGU
Molecule: messenger RNA, 2892 nt
Organism: Cheilinus undulatus (humphead wrasse)
Lineage: Eukaryota; Metazoa; Chordata; Actinopteri; Labriformes; Labridae
Gene: plppr1
Product: phospholipid phosphatase related 1
Exons: 7
Coding region: 64-1059 (331 amino acids)
Biological process (GO): phospholipid dephosphorylation; phospholipid metabolic process; signal transduction
Molecular function (GO): phosphatidate phosphatase activity
Source: RefSeq, a predicted model, not a curated record